This is a messenger RNA of Hordeum vulgare subsp. vulgare (domesticated barley), 3127 nucleotides long. RefSeq names its product putative disease resistance protein RGA3. The transcript has 2 exons. The coding region runs from base 91 to 2916 and encodes 941 amino acids. Gene Ontology annotation, molecular function: ADP binding. Gene Ontology annotation, biological process: defense response to other organism. NCBI's taxonomy places the organism in Eukaryota, Viridiplantae, Streptophyta, Magnoliopsida, Poales, Poaceae. The record is from RefSeq and is a predicted model, not a curated record.
UAAGUUUACCUCCACAUCGUCAGGCGAGCUGGUCUCACUCCCUGCGUCUGAUAUUGCCUUACCGGAGCUGAGCACAGGCGACAGAGAUCGAUGGUUUCCCUGCUCAUACCGCUGCUGGGCCGCGUGGCCGCCAAGGCCGGCGACGCGCUGGUGGCUGAGCUGCUGCGGGCGUGGGGGUUGGACAAGUUUCGCCGGAAGCUGGAGCGCCACCUCGCCGCCGUCCAGUGCAUCCUGCUGGAUGCCGAUGCCAAGAGCCGCACCAACCCCGCCGUCCGCCGGUGGGUUCAGGACCUCAAGACCGUUGCGUACCAAGCCGACGAUAUCCUCGACGGCUUCCACUACGAGGUGCUGCGCCGCCGUGCCGCCCACUCCACCGCAUGCAAGAUGAUGAGCUACUUCACCGUCAAUAGCCCGGUUGUCUUUCGUCUGUCCAUGAGCAGAAAGAUGAAGGAUGCGCUCGAAAUUAUAGAUGACCUGGUUAUGGAGAUGCACAAAUUUCAAUUCCUACAACAUGCCGAGACACCAAGCGUUGAUCAUCCACAAACACACUCUCAUGUUGAUGAAUCAGAGAUUGUCGGCAGAGAAGAUGAGAAGGAACAAGUGGUGAAGAUAUUGCUCGAUCAUUCCCAUGACAACAUCGAUAACAACAAUAUAACGGUGCUCCCCAUAGUUGGUAUGGGGGGAAUUGGUAAGACCACGCUUGCUCAACUUGUGCACAAUGACCAGAGGGUGGUGCAUCAUUUUGAGUUGGUCUUAUGGGUUUGUGUCUCUGAUAAGUUUGUUAUCAAAGAAAUAAUCCAAUCUAUAAUACAAGUGGCCACGAUGAACAUGUGUGGCUUGACCAAGAUGGAGGCCCUGCAGAAAAAACUUGCUGAAGUGUUGGUCAAUAAAAGGUGCCUCCUAGUUCUGGAUGAUGUGUGGAAUGAAGAUAGAAAUAAAUGGGGUGAUAUGAGAUCAUUGCUAAACUCGCAUGCUGGCUUAGGUAGUGCCAUAAUUGUGACAACCCGCAGCGACAAAGUUGCUUCUAUAAUGGGCACACUUCCUUCACAUCAGAUAUCACUUCUAAAUGAGUAUGACUCAUGGGAGCUUUUUCAAAGAAACACAUUUGGAAGGGAAGUGAAACAACAAUGGGAGUUGAUUUCAAUGGCUAAGAAUAUUGUCCCCAACUGUAAGGGAUUGCCUCUUGCUAUCAAGAGCAUAUCAACUUUACUUUGUUCGAAGCAUCACAGUGAGUGGUUUUCUGUUCUAGAUAGUAAUGUCUGGAAAAGUGACAUCCUCACUACUGGGAUUGUACCUGCACUACAGCUAAGCUAUGAUCACUUGUCAUCAGAAGAAAAGAUAUGCUUUGCCUUUUGUGCUAUUUUUCCCAAGGAUACCCUGAUGGAUAAAGGCACCCUAAUCCAGCUAUGGAUGGCAAAUGACUUUAUUGCAUCCGAAACAAGAGGGCAGCAAAUUUUUGAUGUGCUAGUUUGGAGGUGUUUUCUCCAAGAUGUGAAGAUUAAAGAGAAUGAAUUUAUCUACAGGCCAACUACUUGCAAGAUGCAUGAUCUCAUGCAUGAUCUUGCUGACUCUGUAAGUGGAAGUGAUUGCUACAUUUUUACAGAUUCUUCAUGGCAUCAAGCAAUCCGGGAUGGACUCAUAGAUCUCAGUUCACUACAACAUGAGGUUCGGCAUUUGUCACUUUAUUAUGCCAGUUAUAUUACUAUUCCACGCAUGGAGAAAAUUCUAGUUCCCCAGCCCCGGACGAUAUUAGAUCAAAGGAAGCUAAAGUUCUCUGAUGAGACUUAUAUGUUGCCCUGCAAGUCUGUUAAUAUUGCCAUGUCAAAAUUCGUGUCCUUACGAGCAUUGAAAACAUUCUCAACUGAGGCAAAUAUGACAAGCAUGAAGCAUCUUCGAUAUCUAGAUUGUUCUUAUUCUGAUAUAACUGCAUUGCCUGAAGCCAUUACCAUGUUGUAUAGCUUGCAAACAUUGAAGCUCAUCGGUUGUGAAUACCUUCAUAAAUUACCAGAAGGCAUGAGAUAUAUGAGCAGUCUUCGGCAUAUCUUCUUAGUUGGGUGUAAUAGUUUGAAGCGCAUGCCACGAGAUAUUAGUCAGCUGAAUUCUCUACAAACAUUGACAAAUUAUGUCAUCGAUAGUGAUGCAGGCCGUGGAAUUGAUCAACUAAAAUAUUUGAAUCUAGGUGAUGCUCUUUCUUUGACUGAGGUGAGAAAAGUGCACAGUGCCGAAAAUGCUGAACAGGGCAAUUUGUCUGCCAAGCAUAAUUUGAAACGAUUGUCACUUGAUUGGUAUGGACCUUUUAGCACAAGCGAUGGAGAUGAAGUAGAUACUAAUGCAGAAGUAAUAUUAGAGGCCCUUCGUCCUCACAGAAGUCUUGAAGGUUUACGCUUAUCUAAUUAUAGCGGUGCAAAAUUCUCAUCAUGGAUGCACAACUCUACCCUAUUAGAACAACUCGGUGAACUUUUUCUGAGUGGAUGCAAGAAUUGCAAGGAUCUUCCACCAUUAUGGCAACUGCCCUCCCUCAUGUACUUGGGUUUGAUUGGCUUGGAUAGCUUGACAAGUAUAUGUGUUGGUAAUGAUGAUAGAGAGAAUGGAGGGUCUUGCAUUUCUCCACCACCCUUCUUUCCUAAAUUGGAAUAUAUGGAAGUUAAUAGCAUGCCUAAGCUAGAGAGGUGGCACCAGGAGGCGGCGGUUGUAUCAUUCCCUCGGCUCAAGGAGCUAGUAAUUUACACAUGCCCAAGGUUGGAGACACUACCGGAGGGACUCCUGCAGCAGCUCCCAGCCGUCGAGGAACUACAUUUGACAAACUGCCCCAAGUUGUGUGGAGCCUUCGGAAGAGGAGGCGCUUACUGGGAUUUGGUUGAAGCAAUUCCGAAGAGAUGUGUUUGGCAAACAGACAUGUUGGUCGAGAAUGCUUAGAGUGUGUUUGUGCCUAUGCCUAUGUAUGUUGAGUAAUAACCUAGCCGGACUUGAUGUCAAAACUGAAAAUCACUUGUGCUUGUAUGUAAAUAUGUUAUCCUUGAGGCUUGGGAUAGCCAUUAGUAAACUUGUACCAUUUUCGCAGACUUGUGUGCCUAUCAAUGUAAUGUUCAACUCAACGUGAGGAAAGAGGGAAUUGCAAAUACAAACA